Molecule: messenger RNA, 2565 nt
Organism: Lates calcarifer (barramundi perch)
Lineage: Eukaryota; Metazoa; Chordata; Actinopteri; Centropomidae
Gene: septin2
Product: septin 2
Exons: 13
Coding region: 184-1305 (373 amino acids)
Biological process (GO): cilium assembly; regulation of exocytosis; cell division
Cellular component (GO): synaptic vesicle; cell division site; septin complex
Molecular function (GO): GTP binding; molecular adaptor activity; GTPase activity
Source: RefSeq, a predicted model, not a curated record
CCGCCGCUGCCGCUCCUCUCCCCUCUCGCCCAGUGCAUUGUGGUCUGUGUGUGCUAAAGGAAGCUGCUGCAGCGGAAUCUGAAGAAUUUGAGGUGUCCGCCAAGUCCGCUGUUCAUCGUCAGCUUCAGUCUGUCCGGUACCUCUCUGCACUGUAAGGACUGUAAGGUUCAACAAGGAAAAAAAAUGUCUCAGGCCGAUAAAAUGAAGCAGGGCCAGUUCACCAACCCUGAGACCCCAGGGUACGUUGGAUUUGCCAACCUGCCUAAUCAGGUUCAUCGCAAGUCAGUAAAAAAAGGAUUUGAGUUUACACUGAUGGUAGUAGGUGAAUCUGGACUUGGGAAAUCCACCCUGAUCAACAGCCUUUUUCUCACUGACCUUUACCCUGAGAGAGUAAUCCCUGGAGCAGCAGAAAAGAUAGAGAGGACGGUUCAGAUCGAGGCGUCGACAGUAGAAAUUGAAGAGCGAGGAGUGAAGCUCCGCCUCACUGUGGUAGACACACCAGGAUAUGGAGACGCCAUCAACAGCCAGGACUGUUUCAGCACGAUCAUCGCCUACAUUGAUGACCAGUUUGAACGCUACCUCCACGACGAGAGUGGUCUAAAUCGUAGACACAUUGUUGACAAUAGAGUUCACUGCUGCUUCUAUUUCAUCUCCCCGCUUGGCCACGGCCUGAAACCCCUGGAUGUCCAGUUCAUGAAGGCCAUUCACAAUAAGGUUAACGUGGUUCCUGUCAUCGCCAAGGCGGACACUCUCACCCUCAGAGAGAGGGAGAGGCUCAAGCGCAGGAUCCUGGAUGAGAUUGAUGAGCAUGGUAUUAAGAUUUACCACCUUCCCGAUGCUGAGUCAGAUGAGGAUGAGGACUUCAAAGAGCAAACUAGGAUCCUCAAGGCCAGCAUCCCGUUUGCAGUCGUAGGAUCCAACCAGCAGAUUGAGGCCAAAGGGAAGAAGGUGAGGGGCCGCCUGUACCCCUGGGGAGUGGUGGAGGUGGAAAACCCAGAGCACAACGACUUCCUCAAGCUGCGGACCAUGCUGAUAACCCACAUGCAGGAUCUACAGGAAGUGACCCAGGACCUGCACUACGAGAACUUCCGCUCGGACCGCCUCAAACGGGGUGGCAGGUUGUCCUCCCAUGGUUAUGUUCUGCCUCUGUCUCCUGCAAAAGGACCGGAGCCGGAGGAAAUGGACAAGGAUAUGAUCCUGCAGGAGAAGGAGGCUGAGUUGAGACGAAUGCAGGAGAUGAUUGCCAAGAUGCAGGCCCAGAUGCAGAAGCAGGGCGACGGAGAGGGAGACGGCCCCCAUGUGUGAGAGGCCUACGGUAUUUGAGCCACUGCUCAACUAUGACCAGAGAGAAUUGGACGAGAGCAUAAAAGGUGUAAAAGCUGUCUGGUUAUUGACUCAUACUGCUUGCCACUAUCUUCAUUCAGUCCCACAUGUGGGAUCUGGAGUCUUUUUUUGUUUUAUACAUACAGUAAAGUAUAUUCAAACAGUGUUAUGUUUAUAUAUUUACACACGGUUCCAUUUCUUUUUUUUUUAAAGUUGUUUUUUCAUUUUGUUAAACUUUUGCUAGUCACUCAAAUUAAGUCAUGUGACCCAUCUUUACAAAUGGUGGUAUAUAUUUUUAAUACAAACACAUUGGGGUAUUCUGUUACUUCUCCAAUUUAUUUGCUUCCUUACUUUUGUGCUAUAGAGAAAACCAAAGUACUGGUGCUUCUGUUCAGUGCUUUUAGUCCUAGAACAUCUCUUAAAGCACAUGCUAACAUUAGCUCUGUGAGAGAGCUUCAUUGGGAGAGUGCGCUAUAGUGAAAACUAGUAGCAGAAAUAGCUUUUUAUGCCAUUAUGUCAGUAUUCUUUUUGUCAGGCAAACACAUGAUUUAAGAUUACCACACAAGCUUCCCAUCAUAUAGGGUUCACCCUGCUCAAUGUUACUCAUGUUAUGCCACUCAUAUGCAUGCAGCUCUCGACUUCCCACCCCUCCCGUUUGGUAAAAUUUCAGGUGAAUUUUUCUGUGCUGUGUUGGGAUCAGCUCUUCCCUUUCCUGUUCAAAUUUCACCCAUUAGCGCAGUUCUCAGAUCAGUGUCACUGUACAACCGCAUUCAAGUGUUGUUAAGCUCCUUUUGAGUUUGAUACGAAUUAACUAAACUGUGACCCUUGACCUCUUACAGUCUUCCUGUAGACGUGACAAAUGAAGGACGGACAAAUGAGGUGUCUUUAGCUGUGACACGCCUCUGUUUGGUGCUUUGCUGCAUCUCUCAAUUAGAUGUAUUUACUUCAUGUCUCCUCUGUACUGUAAAGUGAAGUCAUGUGCCAGGGAGCAUUGAUAUUUUGUGUUCCAUUGAGAUUUAAGAGGUAUACACUUCUAUGUGUCCCGACUGCUGAGUACUUUGUGGUUUCCCUGACCGCAGAGGUUAAAGGUGACCCAAUGAGGUCAGUGUAGCCAACGUUUCCCUCACCAGCCAAGAUGAUAUGAGUUCUUGACAUUCCUCUUUGUGCUGUUUUUACCCAAUAUUAAAGUACCAAAUAUUGUUCUUGAUACAUUUAUUGUAAUAAAGGUUUUAUUAAACUCGA